AGAUGGCGACCUCAGACGAUCUCAAUGAUUUUAACGAAGAAGCAUUUUACCAACAACUGCUUCUUGAAGAAACUAAAUACUUGCAAAAGAAAGCAGGGGAUGAUUCAAUAGAAUUUAUUCCCGAUCCUGGAUUCGUGCUCAAGUCCAAAAUAAGUAGCGAAGGUAGAGAAAAGAAGGUUUUCGUUAAUAUUUGUACAUCAAAACACAUACCGAAAGCUAAAGAAGUCACUGAGAAAGAACUCGCUGAGAUCCUUGAUUCUGAAGAUCCCAUGAGGUAUAGAGUACCUUUAAGCUUAGGAGAACCUCACGCGGAGAUAGACAAGAGUGGCAACGGAUGUACAGUAUAUGACAUAGUGAUUCAUCCAUCAUUUCUGAAGAAAGUCCAAGAAAAUUCAUUCUUUCAGAACUUCUUCCUUACUGUAGUAUUUCAAGGACUAGAGGAGAAAUAUGGACUUGAGCUUGAUAGAAACUGGACAAUAUUAAAAAAUAAGAAAAGCAUGGGUAAAGUCCAGUCUCACUUUAUAAGAAAUAAAAGCAAACCAGUCAUUAUGGACAUGGAAAAUAAUUCUCAGAAUACAAGUCAGCCUGUGGUCAAAGAUGGUGCACAGCCAAAUAAAAUACAGGAGAUUGAACCAGAUGUACGGCCUACACCAGAACCAAAAUAUAGGGUCCUAAUUGAACCCCCUGAAGGUGUACCAGAGUUUGUUGUUCUGGAAAUAUCCCUACCUGGAGUGAAAUCAGCGAAAGUUAUCGAUUUGGAUGUAAGUGGUGACAGGCUAGUUUUACAGGUUAACACAGAUCUGUAUCGUCUAGAUAUUCAGUUACCUCAUGAUGUUGAUAAUGAAGAGUGUGGUGCACAAUUUAACAAGAAAACAAAG
Messenger RNA from Actinia tenebrosa (Australian red waratah sea anemone), 878 nucleotides. Its product is annotated as PIH1 domain-containing protein 1. Lineage: Eukaryota; Metazoa; Cnidaria; Anthozoa; Actiniaria; Actiniidae. Gene Ontology annotation, biological process: box C/D snoRNP assembly; rRNA processing. The record is from RefSeq and is a predicted model, not a curated record. Gene Ontology annotation, cellular component: R2TP complex; cytoplasm; ribonucleoprotein complex.